Molecule: messenger RNA, 1770 nt
Organism: Centruroides sculpturatus (bark scorpion)
Lineage: Eukaryota; Metazoa; Arthropoda; Arachnida; Scorpiones; Buthidae
Product: alpha-(1,3)-fucosyltransferase 9-like
Exons: 2
Coding region: 181-1407 (408 amino acids)
Cellular component (GO): membrane
Molecular function (GO): alpha-(1->3)-fucosyltransferase activity
Source: RefSeq, a predicted model, not a curated record
GCAGAGAGAAAACAAAAGGAUAAAAACAUUUAAAAAUAGUGAUAUGAAAUCAGUUUUAACGAAUAUUUUUAUGUCUGAGAAAUGAAGUUCCUCUAAUGUUUAAUCCGUUUGUUCAUCAGAUAUUUUAAGAACUUGCAUAAAUCUUCGUUAGAGGUACCCUUAUAAUUUUAUUCUACCACUAUGUCAUCUAGGCAGAUCAGAAAGUAUAUCAUCUACGGAAUUGUGUUAUCAUGCAUAUUUAUCAUUACAUACAUGUAUUUCCGUGGAAAUGACGACGAAGAAGACUAUUUGGAGUAUAUCACGUUAAAAAUUUCGAACAAAAAUCACGAGAUUCUUCCCGAAAAAUACAAAGACAAAAAGCUUCCCUUCCACCAAGUUUACGAAUCUAGGCAAGUCAAUUUCGAACAAUAUAAGAUAAUACCAAUAAAUAAUCAAUCCAGAAGUAAAUUAUUAUUGUUAUGGACUCCGUGGAACGGAAUCAAGAAAACUAUAAAUUAUUAUUCACUGCAGAAUGGUCAGUUUUCUUUUAUCAAAUAUGGCUGUCCUAAUGUUAAAUGCCACGUUACAUCAGACAGAAAAAGAAUAAGAAAAGCAGAUGCUAUACUUUUCCAUCUUUUGGAUACUAAGCUUUAUGAUAUGCCGAAGUACAGACAUCCAGACCAGCGCUGGAUUGCCUAUAAUUUGGAAGCACCGUGGUUGAUACACGAAAAUCUAACAGCCAUGGAAGGGAUCUUCAACUGGACUAUGAAUUACAGAAGCGAUUCAGAUAUUAUAGUCAAGUAUGGAUUCAUUGGUAAGACGGAUACGAAAUACGAUUUCCGCGCGGAAUUAUCCGGAAGGAAACCUGUCAUCUGGUUUUCUAGCGACUGUAAGACAGACGGACGUCGAGAAGAUUAUGUUAAAGAACUUUCUCGCCAUAUACAGAUAGACGUGUACGGAAAAUGUGGAAAUAAAACAUGUUUCCCUUCCCAAUCCGAAUACUGCUAUCAGAAACUACUAAAAAAUUAUGUAUUUUAUCUAUCUUUUGAAAAUUCUAUCUGUAAAGAUUACGUCACGGAGAAGUUUUUCAACGUUUUCAAUUAUCAGAUUAUUCCGGUGGUGUUUGGAGGCGCGGAUUAUACGAAUGUGGCACCGGCCGGCUCCUUUAUUGAUACUAAGAAUUUUCCCAAUCCACGAGAUUUGGCGACUUACAUGAAGAAGAUUAUGAACGGUUCCACUGCUUUAGCCGAAUAUUUUCAGUGGAAAAAACAGUUUAAAUCGUAUUUAUAUCCUUGGACUUGUUAUCUUUGUGAUAAAUUGCACGAACCCGUUACUUCCAGCAUUCGUCAUAAUUUCAAAAAGUGGUGGAUGGAUGAUGCGGAUUGCCAUCGAUGGAUACCGGAUAAAGGAUUUGUAAAGAUUGAAUGAAUAUGUUAAAUUUGCUAAAUCCUUUAUGAAAUUUCCUCUAAUCUUACAAAUUUUAAUGCUGUUUUGAAGUAUUUAUUGUAAAAAUUGUUAAUUGUUUACUAUGAAAUAAAGUCUAUGGAAAACUUACGUUCUUUCCCUCUUCUUCGAUGGUGUUUUAUAUGGAGAUUUUAGCUCAAUGUAGGCUCUUUCUCCGAGUAGACAUGGAUAUGUGUAUGAUCGCUAGGCGACCGAUUAGCCGGCUGUAUCAAACAGCCAUACGUACGCGCGGGAAAUAAAUGCCUUCCGGGAGGACUUUUAUGGGGAACUGGCCUCCUAUUCAGUCGUUAUAGGCAAGGAGAAAACCCGGAAAACUCCAAGCAGCCA